This is a messenger RNA of Astyanax mexicanus (Mexican tetra), 932 nucleotides long. It is a transcript of the gene guca1aa, whose product is annotated as guanylate cyclase activator 1A. The transcript is spliced from 4 exons. The record is from RefSeq and is a predicted model, not a curated record. The coding region runs from base 173 to 742 and encodes 189 amino acids. Lineage: Eukaryota; Metazoa; Chordata; Actinopteri; Characiformes; Acestrorhamphidae. Gene Ontology annotation, molecular function: calcium ion binding; calcium sensitive guanylate cyclase activator activity.
CGGAUCCUCUCUAUGCCCCAGUGUAACCCAGCUGUGAGACGCGAGCUCUUCGCCUGCACAGCAGAACCACUGGGCUUCCAGAGCUUCUACUGAUCCAUUCCUGAUCAGAUCAGAUCAGAUCCAUACUCUUCAGUUCUCCUUCUGCUCACUCCUCCAGUCCUCAACUCCAGUGAUGGGGAACUCUACCGGCUCCACCGUGGACGACCUGCAGGCUGUGGAAAUGCACCUGUGGUAUAAGAAGUUUAUGACGGAGUGUCCGUCGGGUCAGCUCACGCUGCACGAGUUUAAGCAGUUUUUCGGGCUGAGGGGUUUGGACCCGGAGGCAAACGCAUACAUUGAACAGAUGUUCCGAACCUUUGACAUGAACAAGGAUGGGUACAUAGACUUCAUGGAGUACGUGGCAGCUCUGAGCCUGGUGAUGAGAGGAAAGAUGGAGCACAAGCUGCGCUGGUACUUCAGACUGUACGAUGUUGAUGGCAAUGGCUGCAUAGACAGACACGAGCUACUCAACAUCAUAAAGGCUAUCCGAGCCAUUAAUGGCAGUGAUGCACAGGAGCUCUCUGCAGAGGAGUUCACAAACCGUGUCUUCGACAAGAUUGACGUUAAUGGCGACGGUGAGCUGAGUCUGGAAGAGUUUGUGGAGGGAGCUCGCAGUGAUGACGAAUUCAUGGAGGUGAUGGUGAAGAGUCUGGACCUCACUCACAUCGUCGCCAUGAUCCACAACCGCAGACACAGCAUAUAAGCAUUAAAUACAACCUUUUCUCACUAUAAGUACUGGCAGCAAGCUAAAUGAGCCCAAUAAGUGUAAAUUACAUUUCUUAGUAACUAAGAACAACAUCCAUUUAACUGCUGCCUAGAUUACCAACUACAGAAUGACUCAAAACAACAUAAAAAAAGAACGAUGUUUGGUUACUUAAGCAACAAUGGUGCAA